Anneissia japonica is the source of this 2606-nucleotide messenger RNA. Its product is annotated as ORC ubiquitin ligase 1-like. NCBI's taxonomy places the organism in Eukaryota, Metazoa, Echinodermata, Crinoidea, Comatulida, Comatulidae. The transcript is spliced from 7 exons. The coding region runs from base 28 to 1929 and encodes 633 amino acids. The record is from RefSeq and is a predicted model, not a curated record. Gene Ontology annotation, molecular function: ubiquitin-protein transferase activity. Gene Ontology annotation, biological process: protein monoubiquitination; regulation of DNA replication.
UUGCAAGCCUAAUAUUUGCUUGGAAAGAUGGCGACGGCGAAAACAAUUUUCUCGAAAGCGUCUCUGUCAUUUACUCUUCCAAUUUCUUGUCAGAUCUGCCUUUGCAAAGUGAAGGAACCAUUAGUUUGUCCAAACCAACAUGUGUUCUGCACUCAGUGUAUGCAGGUCUGGCUAGAGCACAACCAACAUUGUCCAUCCUGCCGAGUGCCCAUAACACCUGAUACGCCAUGCAAGCAAAUCAUAGGUGGUCCAUCUCCGUCAGAUAUUGGUGAUGGCAGGUUCUCAACACCUGCUCUUCGGAAGGUCAGAUUCGAAAUGAUGUACAAAGAAUAUGAGGAUGAAAUUACAAAGUUAUGUGACGAGAUAACUUCACUCAAGAAAAAGAACAAGUGCCUUGAGAUAUGCUUAGAGGAAAGUUCAAAAAAAUCUUCAGCUACAGCCAGCCAAGCAUUUGCACUUCGUACCACUCAAAACCCAACCAGUGAGGAAGGUAAUGAAGGCAAGCCCAGCUUAUCAGAAGCUGAGCCUAAUGAUCAAGUUGCAUCGCUUAUGAAGCUCACAAAAAAUCUAGAAAUAGCGACUGCUACGUACAACCAGGUCAAAUCUGAUAUGGACAAGUUGAAGCAGGUCAACACAAAACUAAAAGACGAAAAUGCUCAACUUCUACGAGAGAAUGGACGACUAAAACAAGACAUCACCAGAUCGCCGAAAAAGUACGAGAAGUACAGAGCCGCUGCAGAGCACAGUCGCUUAUUGCAAUGUGAGAAGCAAGUUAAGCAGCUAAGAAAAGCAUUAGAGCGAUCAGAUAACUAUAUUGAAGAACUCGAGAACCAAUUGGAGAUGAGGAGCAACAAGGUCAAAACAGGGGACAGAAAAGAUGACAGUGGGGGACAAAGAAAAUAUAAACUUGCAAAUGUGGACUGCUCUAGCAAAAUGAGAACAGAUUUUUCUACAGAUGAUCAAAGCACAAACCAAAUGUUCAGAGGAAAUUCAAGUCUCUGGGGACCAGAGCAUACCAGCCUAGGGAAUUCAUCUUACCUAGAAAAACCAAGUUCAGUAACUCCAGCUACAACAUUCAGUAAGCUAAGUUUGAACUCUGUGACUACUGAUUCUGCCGCCAUAGAUAAAGGGCUUCAGUACACCAAAAACUCUGGCCAAGCAAACUCUAAACUCAGUUGUACCAGGCAAUUGAACUUUGGCCAUGUUGAUAAUGGUAUUGGGACAUCUUCUAAUAAAUAUUUAAGGGAGAGUAAUACAACAUUUGAUAAUCUUGACUACACGUUAACUGAUGAGUUGUCAGAUUGUGCUAAGCUUAUGAAUGAAGCAGCACAAAGGGUAUAUACAAGAAAAGGCAAUGAUUAUCAGUUUUCGGGGCUUGCCAAUUCUUCGUUAGAUAAUGGAGACGUUUCUACCUCCCAAUGUGAUUCCAAAUUUAUGCUUUCAAUCGAACAUCCAUAUUCACUUCUUUCAAAGUCGGAUUUUCAGUUUGAUGAAUCUCUCCCAUCAUGUUCAACAUCAACUCUUGGUCUCAACUCUCUAACAUCUAAUCCAAAUAUUUGUAUUACUAUUAAACAAGACAACACUAGCAACGAAGAUUCAAUUUUUUCAACCAAAAGGGAUUUUAGUAUGUCUUCAAACGGAUCACGUCCUGGACCAAGCAGCAUGACUUCAGAUUUUGAGUUUCCGCAUGACCUCCCUGGUGAUGCCACUCCAGCAUUAUCUGGUGUGUCGUCAACUGGAGGCAAAGAGAUGCUGUCUUCAGGAAUGAUGUUUUCAUCAAAAGGGAAUUUGUAUGGCCGACCAGGUCGAGUACAUGCCACUAGUGCCCAAGGCGCCAUGGAGGAGGAAGAUGGCGGUUUAAAACGAAAAACCAGUGAAGGGUACAGCUGUGUGGUUAAUAGUCCGAGUAAAGCCACAAAAUCAGAAUAGAAAAAACAAUACUGUACAUCUUUAUAUUUUAACCAAUUUUGAUAGUAUUAACAAUGUACGUGCAACAAAUUUCUGUAAAAGGAUGUAUUAUUUACAUUCAACCGUAUCCUUUUUUUUUUUAAACUCUGUUAUACAUAACUAAUUUUUUGUCUUUUAAACUGUAAUGUACAUCUUUAUUUUUUAACCAAUUUUGAUUGGUUUAACAAUAUAUGAGCAAUGAAUUUCCAUAAAAGGAUGCAGUAAAGCGAGUCGGAGUCUAAUAGCAGGAAAAUGUUUAAUCAAAGGUGGGAAAUAUGGAUGGGAAAGCAAUCAAAUUAUUUUAAAGGUGAAAGAAAAGACCUGAAAUCAUUCAGAAUAUGGGUGGGAAAACAGGAAUGUAGGCUGGAAAACAUUAGGAAUAUAAGUGGGAAGUUAUUUGUGGCAGAGACAAGCCAAACCAGUCACUCGUCGCAAAAGUCACAUUUUAAAAUAUUUAAACAGUAAAAUGAGAGCUAUAAAAUGAAAAAAAAAACGUUGGAUUAAAUGAUUCUUUAUGAAGUUACAGGAGUUUAAACAUACAGCUGUUUAAAAAACAAUAUUUGAGAAAUUUAUAGCCUUUAGAGUUUAUGAGUUUGGGGAUUUCAUAGGCAGAAACCAUUACCAAAUUGUUCAAAAGAACAGCAUAGCAUGAUAUAUAG